Molecule: messenger RNA, 654 nt
Organism: Geosmithia morbida
Lineage: Eukaryota; Fungi; Ascomycota; Sordariomycetes; Hypocreales; Bionectriaceae
Product: charged multivesicular body protein 5
Exons: 1
Coding region: 1-654 (217 amino acids)
Biological process (GO): vesicle budding from membrane; late endosome to vacuole transport via multivesicular body sorting pathway
Cellular component (GO): multivesicular body
Source: RefSeq, a predicted model, not a curated record
AUGAAUCGCCUCUUCGGCUCGAAGCCUCAGGGCCCCAAACCCACACUGAGUGGCGCAAUAACCAACAUUGACACGCGCGUGGCCUCGAUCGAUACCAAGCUCAAGGCCAUCAACGGCGAGCUGUCAGCCUACCAGGAGAAGCUCUCGCGGAUGCGCGACGGACCCGGAAAGCAGGCCAUCAAGCAGAAGGCCCUCAAGGUCCUCCAGAAGCGCAAGGCUUACGAGGCCGAGAAGGAGAAGCUGGAGGGCCAGGUGUGGAACAUGGAGCAGGCCCAGAACAUGCAGGACAACCUCAAGAACGUCAUGACCCAGGUCGACGCCAUGAAGACGACCAACAAGGAGCUGAGGCGGCAGUACGGCAAGAUCGACAUCGACAAGAUCGAGCGCCUGCAGGACGACAUGGCCGACCUCAUGGACGUCGGGAACGACAUACAGGACAGCCUCGCCCGCUCCUACGAUAUCCCCGACGACGUCGACGAGUCCGAGCUCGACGCCGAGCUGGAGGCCCUCGGCCUCGAGCAGGAACUCGAGAUGGAGAUGGGCGGCGGCGUCGCCAACUCUGCCAUACCCGGCUUCCUCCAGGACGAGACCGUCCCCGAGUUUGUCGAUGAGCCGCCCCAGACGGACGACAAGGUCAAGCAGGUUGCUGGCUAA